AUGUUGAGCAUUGCGCAUUCCAAGCUGGCACUGCCAACGCAAUUCCUAUUCCUGUUGUCCAACGCGGUGGGACUGCUGGUCGGGAUCAUCUACAACAGCCAGACCCCAGAGCUAUACGAGAACAACGCCCACCACAAGAUUGGUUGGAUCGCGACCUGGGUGGUAAGCGCGCAGGUCAUCAUGUCUCUGAUUUUCGCCUACACCGGCCGCGGGGAAUCCGGGGAGGCCGCCUACAAACGAGCCACGUUCAUGCCGGUGUCGACCGACGAGACUGACAGCCCGACCGCCUACCCCCCCGGCAGCAGCCACGAGUACCGGUGGUCGCGAGACAGCGGACAGGGCACCGAGAGGAACACGUCUUCCCUGCACAGUCGUCCGUCGUCUGCGUGCGCGUCCCCGACCGACGAGUACGACCUUUUCGAUAAGCCGGAGGACCACAUCCACGAGAAGCCCGAGCGUCGCGCGUGGUUGCACAACACGGGUAUGGGUCGGUUCCUGGCCAGUCGUCUGCCCCAGAUGAUCUCUAGUCGCAUCCUGCGCGUCAUGAGUUUUAUCUACAAGGGCAUCGACCGCAUCAUCAUGCCCUUUGGCUUCGCUGCUAUCGCCACUGGCGGUGUCACGUACGGCGGACUUAUGAGAGGCAAAGAAGUCUUCAACGGCCUUGCCCACUUCAUCAAAGGCGGCAUCUUCUUCUGGUACGGGGUGUUGACACUAGGCCGGAUGAUGGGCUGCUGGGCCGACCUCGGCUGGGGCUGGAACCUGAAGCCGUCGCGCUCAAUCGUAGGGAACUGGAAGGCGCGCGUACCGUCAGGGGAGUUCACGGAGUGCUUCGUGAUCUUCCUCUACGGAUGCACCAACGUCUUCCUAGAGCACCUGUCCAACGCAGGCGGCGCAUGGUCCGCCACCGAUCUCGAGCACGUGUCCAUCUCAGUCAUGUUCUUUGGCGGCGGUCUGUGUGGAAUGUUGUUCGAGUCGCGGCGUCUCAAGCGCUGUCUGAACCGCACCGUCCUGCGCCAGCCGUUGCGCUCUGACGACCCCGCUUGGCACGCUCCCGACACCCAAGGCGUCUCGCUCAACCCAAUGCCGGCUAUUAUCAUCCUCCUCCUGGGCUUGAUGAUGAGUUCGCACCACCAGACUAGCAUGACGUCUACCAUGGUGCACAAACAGUGGGGGAAUCUCUUGAUCGGGUUCGCUCUGGCCCGCGGCGCCACCUAUAUCCUGCUCUAUCUCAAGCCUCCGACCUCGUACCUCCCGUCGCGACCGCCCACUGAGAUCGUCGCCGCGUUCUGCUUGAUCGGGGGUGGACUGAUCUUCAUGUUGAGUACUCGCACUGUGGUAGAGGCUAUGGAGUUCUAUGAACUAGACGCCAUGUUCACCCUCACGGUGGCAAUGGGCCUAACAGCAUUCAUCAUGGCCAUGGUGAUUGUGUUUAUUGCCCUGAAAGCCUGGGCCGUCAAUCGGGAGAGUCGAACCCGUCUGGCGUCUUUCCAGUUUCCUUCCGAUCCUCGAGAGGAUCUGUCGUCUGCAUAG
Messenger RNA from Aspergillus candidus, 1530 nucleotides. RefSeq names its product Ytp1 family protein. Lineage: Eukaryota; Fungi; Ascomycota; Eurotiomycetes; Eurotiales; Aspergillaceae. The coding region runs from base 1 to 1530 and encodes 509 amino acids. The record is from RefSeq and is a predicted model, not a curated record. The transcript has 3 exons.